Messenger RNA from Rhizophagus irregularis DAOM 181602=DAOM 197198, 619 nucleotides. The record is from RefSeq and is a predicted model, not a curated record. NCBI's taxonomy places the organism in Eukaryota, Fungi, Glomeromycota, Glomeromycetes, Glomerales, Glomeraceae.
UUACAGUUCAUCUCAGAUUUCACACGAAACGCUUUUCCAAUAGUUCAACUAACAAUGAUUUCUUUAUUUGGGAUUUCUUCUCUUUUGGUAACUUUGAUAGUUAUCUAUGUAUCUCGAUUCUAUUAUCGUUAUUUUACCCGUAAGAACCCUCUACCCGGUCCAUUCCCACUUCCACUUAUUGGUAACUUUCAUCUAAGUAUUGGAAUGGGAUUUAAUGAAUUUUUUACGUCAAUGCAUAAAAAGUACGGAGACAUGUUCGAAAUAUAUUUGGCAGGUGAACGUAAUAUCGUAUUAUGUAGAGCAGAUUUGACUGAUAAGUUGAAUAUGCCUUCAACGAAAUCUAACUUCUUCACUAGAUUUGUCACAGAUGAAGCAUUUAUUGAAUAUGAGUUAUAUGGAGUAGGAAUAGGCAGUAACAAUGAUUUUGAAUCUUGGAAGUUUAAUCGUCAAUUUUUUGAUCAAUCUAUUUUGACACCGAAUUUUAAUUAUCAAGCUGUUGAAUGGGUAAACGUAUUAUAUAAUUUUCAAAGUUACAACCGGCAUAAAAAAUAAUUCUGUUGCUUCUUAUUAUAAUUCCAUUCUUGAAAGUGACAAUAGUAAGGGGACUGAUUUAUCUUAC